AUGGCAAAGACCAAAACUACUGAAAGAUCGGCUCAUCCAUUUGGCGAUGAGUUCCGUACCAGCAAAAGGGACAAGCGCACAAUCAAGCAUGCGACUCUGAUGUCAAAGAUCGCCAAAAGCUCAGCCAAAGCUCCGAAGCGCCGUCGUCCCUCAAAUAAGCUGGUCGCAAACCUCGAAUCACUGGCCGAUUCCCUUCCCGAGGCUGCCGAGAGCUCCCACGGUACAACUAGUCAGGUCAACGUUAUCAAGCAAAAGACCCUUCGUCACAAGCCAGGUGCUGCGAAGCGUCGUGAAAAAUUGGAAAAGGUGGAGCGGGACCGAUUCGCGAUGAACAUGGCCCAAAUGUCAGGUCUCCAACAAUCUGCAACCGGACGAGAUAAUCAAGAACCUUUCCAAGCCAACUCCACAUCGAGUCGUUGGUCUGCCUUGCGCAGCUUCAUCUCCCAGACGAUGGAGCAGCAGCCGGUCUUCAAGGAUAACAAAUGA
This is a messenger RNA of Penicillium taxi, 486 nucleotides long. RefSeq names its product FAM207/SLX9 family protein. The record is from RefSeq and is a predicted model, not a curated record. Gene Ontology annotation, biological process: maturation of SSU-rRNA from tricistronic rRNA transcript (SSU-rRNA, 5.8S rRNA, LSU-rRNA). The transcript has a single exon. Gene Ontology annotation, cellular component: 90S preribosome; preribosome, small subunit precursor; nucleolus. The coding region runs from base 1 to 486 and encodes 161 amino acids. Lineage: Eukaryota; Fungi; Ascomycota; Eurotiomycetes; Eurotiales; Aspergillaceae.